This is a messenger RNA of Populus nigra (black poplar), 2534 nucleotides long. RefSeq names its product transcription factor MYC2-like. Lineage: Eukaryota; Viridiplantae; Streptophyta; Magnoliopsida; Malpighiales; Salicaceae. Bases 231 to 2198 code for a protein of 655 amino acids. Gene Ontology annotation, molecular function: transcription cis-regulatory region binding; protein dimerization activity; DNA-binding transcription factor activity. Gene Ontology annotation, cellular component: nucleus. Gene Ontology annotation, biological process: regulation of DNA-templated transcription. The record is from RefSeq and is a predicted model, not a curated record. The transcript has a single exon.
AAAUUCACUCCAAAUAAAUUCCAAACCCAAACGCAACCCAGAUUACUCCCCUCCCGCCCCUCCCCUCCACCACAACCACCACCACACGCUCUCUCUCUGAACCAAAUCCCCAUCAAAACCACCGCUUUCUCUCUCCAAACUAAACUUCAUUUCACCCCUUCCUCACUCGAAAACAAAAGUAAGGAUCUCUCUUUAUUCAAAAAAGAAACAACACAUAUUUACUUUUUGACAUGACUGAUUACCGUCUACCACCGACAAUGAAUCUAUGGACGGACGACAACGGGUCUGUAAUGGAAGCGUUUAUGAACUCCUCCGAUCUCUCUUCUCUUUGGGCACCGCCUCCGCAAACCUCCGCCUCCUUUUCAACGCCAGCAGCAGCAACAGCAGCGCAGCCAUCUGAUAAAACUAUGUUGAACCAAGAAACACUCCAGCAACGCCUCCAAACAUUAAUCGAGGGCGCGCGCGAGAGCUGGACUUAUGCAAUUUUCUGGCAAUCCUCUUAUGAUUAUUCAGGCGCUUCCGUAUUAGGAUGGGGCGACGGAUAUUAUAUAGGGGAAGAAGAUAAAGGCAAAGGUAGGAUGAAAAAUUCGGCAUCAUCAGCUGCUGAACAGGAGCACCGUAAAAAGGUGCUCCGUGAGCUGAAUUCGUUGAUUGCCGGGCCUAGUUCCGUUACUGAUGAUGCUGUUGAUGAAGAGGUUACAGAUACCGAGUGGUUUUUUCUUGUUAGCAUGACUCAAUCUUUUGUUAAUGGAAGUGGGUUACCUGGUCAAGCUCUUUUCAAUGGGAGUCCGGUUUGGGUUGCUGGCUCGGAGAGGUUGGGGACUUCGCCGUGUGAAAGAGCAAGGCAGGGUCAGGUUUUUGGUUUGCAGACUUUGGUUUGUAUACCGUCGGCAAAUGGUGUUGUUGAAUUGGGUUCCACUGAAUUGAUUUUUCAAAGCUCGGAUCUGAUGAAUAAGGUUAAGGUUCUGUUUAAUUUUAAUAGUUUGGAAGUGGGUUCAUGGCCGAUUGGAACAACAAAUACUGAUCAGGGUGAGAAUGACCCGUCUUCGCUUUGGCUUACUGAUCCAGAAACUAAAGAUGGAAAUGCUGGGAUUCCGUCAACUACUCCGGCUCAUCAGACUGGGAACAAUAACAAUCAUCAUAGUUCGAGCAGUUUGACUGACCAUUCAGGCGGAAUUCAUCAUGUUCAGAAUCAUCACAGCCAUCAACAGCAGCAGCAGCAGAUGCAUACUCAGAGUCUUUUCACUAGAGAGUUGAAUUUUGGGGAGCACAGCACGUAUGAUGGGAGUACUGUUAGGAAUGGGAAUUCCCAUUUGAUGAAGCCAGAAUCUGGAGAGAUAUUGAAUUUUGGGGAGAGUAAGAGGAGUCCUUCCAGCGCAAAUGGGAAUUUCUAUUCGGGUUUGGUGACGGAGGAGAGUAAUAAGAAGAAAAAAUCACCUGCUUCUAGAGGUGGUAAUGAAGAAGGGAUGCUUUCGUUUACUUCUGGUGUGAUUUUAUCUUCUUCUGGUUUGGUGAAAUCGAGUGGUGGUACAGGCGGGGAUUCAGAUCACUCUGACCUCGAGGCUUCGGUUGUAAAAGAGGCUGAUAGCAGCAGGGUUGUGGAACCCGAAAAGAGGCCACGAAAACGAGGGAGAAAACCUGCGAAUGGAAGAGAAGAGCCUUUGAAUCAUGUUGAAGCAGAGAGGCAAAGAAGAGAGAAACUUAAUCAGAGGUUUUAUGCACUACGAGCUGUGGUUCCUAAUGUAUCAAAGAUGGACAAAGCUUCCCUUCUUGGCGAUGCAAUAUCGUAUAUCAAUGAGCUUAAAACGAAGCUGCAAUCUGCUGAGUCCAGCAAGGAGGAGUUGGAGAAUCAAGUAGAGUCAAUGAAGAGGGAGUUAGUAAGUAAGGAUUCAAGCCCUCCUCCCAAUCAGGAGCUUAAGAUGUCAAAUGACCAUGGAGGUAGACUGAUAGACAUGGAUAUUGAUGUGAAGAUUAGUGGAUGGGAUGCAAUGAUACGAAUCCAAUGUUGCAAAAUGAACCACCCUGCUGCUAGGCUAAUGUCGGCUUUGAAAGAUUUGGACCUUGAUGUUCAGUAUGCGAAUGUGACUGUAAUGAAUGAUUUGAUGAUCCAGCAAGCUACAGUGAAGAUGGGGAAUCGGUAUUACACCCAAGAAGAGCUAAAGGUAGCCAUAUCUACAAAAGUUGGUGAUGCCCGAUAGGCAUUGAACAGAGCCACAGAUGCGAUUAGCAGUUGGGAUAGGUCUUGGUAAAGAUUAUAGGUCCCGAGUUUCUUUAUUAAUGUUGUAGGAUUUUGGGACGUUUUAAGGCUCCCCUGGUAGCACAAGCUCUGUACAAUAGCAUUAUUUCUUGGUGUUUCUUCGUAGCUGUUUUGGUAUAAUUCUGAGUUGGGGCACUUUAAUUUGAGGGGCUGAACUGACGAGCUAUGUAGAUUUAUGAGGCUCCAAUCAAGUGAAAAUAGCUAUUUUUGUGUUUAUUUCCUGUCUGGCAUUGAUGUAUAUAUUGAAAUUCAAACCUGAUCAAUUUUCUGGGUUAAA